Penicillium verhagenii is the source of this 1947-nucleotide messenger RNA. RefSeq lists its product as uncharacterized. The transcript is spliced from 4 exons. NCBI's taxonomy places the organism in Eukaryota, Fungi, Ascomycota, Eurotiomycetes, Eurotiales, Aspergillaceae. The record is from RefSeq and is a predicted model, not a curated record. The coding region runs from base 1 to 1947 and encodes 648 amino acids.
AUGGUAGACUCCCCUACGGUCAAGGGUCGUCCAUCGAACCAUGGACUGGGUACUUUGGUUGGAGGAUACAUGCGCAGAAAAAUACAACGAGGCGUGCAUCCUGCUUUCGAUGCUUUCAGAUCUGAGGAGCUCGCUUUGUUUACCCGCGUUUUGGUGGAAGUUCUGACAAUCUCCAGAAAUGAUUUGAGUGUCGAGGCCACACACGAACGCGAAAGAUUCCAGGCCGCCUUGGUCGCUUAUGGAAAAACCAUCGAUGGUGCAAAAUUCCGGACGGAUCUUAUCAUUUCCGACCAGCAUACUUGGGAAGAUGUCCUGGCGGAAGUUAAUAAAGCCUCAGAAGUAUACAACUCCGACUCACGGGCUUGGAAUAAGAUAAGGAAAGGAUUCCACAAAUUUGGUGACAACAACAAAGCAUUUGAUUCUUGGCUUGGCCUGUUACCUUCUGGAUCAGACUGGUCAUCUGUACUCAGUGGAGGUCUAAAGCUCAUAGUGAGGGCCUCUGCUCGGUUGGCCGAUAUGCGCCAAGAAAUAUUGAGUGCCUUGACUGAGAUCCCCUCACUACUCACAUGCAUUAAUCGUGUUUUGAAGAUAUUCGAAACAUCCGAAGAACUGCGCCAAUGGGCCUUGGAGCUCUACAUUAGCACGAUCGGGAUUCUUCACCAUAUUGUAAACUGGUAUUCGCAGAAUUCAAUAGUCAAAGCUGCCAAGGCCGUUCUUAAGCAGGAAUCUUAUGGCAUGAAGCUGAGUUCUCUGAUACAAGAUCUACGAGAGAAAUCUACUCGUUUUGACAAAUCAGCUCAAAUUUCGUCAUUUGAAAUGGGCAAAGAAACGAACAUGAUACUCUUAGCUCAUGAUAUUCAAUCCCGCGAUGAUCAGGAGAUUCUCGUUGGGCGUUUGGACCAGAUUCAGCUUAAAACCACGGACAAUCAGCGCGAAGUCAAUUUGAUGAAAGCUCAAAUCUCGAAUCUGACAGAAGCGAUAUGUCGCAAUUUUCUGGCGGGCAACGGCCGAGUGGAUUUCAAGACGCGUCAAGUUAGGGGCCCCAUUCUCCCUGCCAGCAAUGCGGCUAUCCGUCAAAGGACAUUAAAACGUACAGUUCAUUUGUCAAACCAAUCCCUUGCAUGGCUGGAGGCUAAUUCUCAGAGAGCAGAGUACUUGAAAGCAAGAGAUGACUGCCUUGAAGCCUUGAAUUAUGACAACUUGAUCAUCGCCCGGGAUAUUUCAACCAGUCUACGAGAGGUCUGGAGGAUUUCCCGAAUUGAGCAAGACCGAAUAGCCACGAUCAUACAAUCAACCAAGCUUAGUACCUGGAUCAUUACGUCCAACUCCUCAGCGCUAUUUAUCAACUGCAACUCUUCCGGCGAUGAGAGGGUCUCGUCAUUCACAUUUGCGAAACUGGUGGAAUCUAUCACCGCAUACGAUAAUCACCAGGUAAUAGCUCUUUCAUUUUUUUGUGGGGCGCAUCGUCGCCGUGAAGAUCGAGAUACAGGAGUAGUUGGUCUCAUGCGAAGCUUGAUCUCGCAACUUCUAAUCGCAUACCCCGAAUUCAGUCUGAAAACACUCGAUCAAAUACCAAAAAUACAGCUCGCGGAUGUCAGUGCCCUAUGCCAAGUUUUUCAUCGCCUUAUUCAUGAGCUUCCUUCUGAUACUCUGGUUUUCUGCAUCAUCGAAUCAGUCACAACUUUUGAAACUGGCACCGCGCUCCUUGAAGAAAGUAUUUUGACGGUGUCGAAACUGGUUGAAAUCGUCCAAGAAACGGAUAAAUACAGUUGUAUUUUCAAGCUUCUAUUUUCAAGUCCUCGGAACAGUCAAACUUUGCAUAAGCUGAUGCCAGAUCGAACGAGUGACGUUGUUUGGAUUCCAAACCGGGUUCAGGCUUCAGGGGGGUUCACAUUCGCGAAAUGGCAAGCAGAUGUUGGUGAGAGGAUGGACUGGCUAAACCAAUAG